AUGCACGUCCUUCCUCCACUUCCUUACGACUACGAUGCUCUGGAGCCUGUGAGUUCAAAGCAAAUCAUGACUUUACACCAUGAUAAACAUCAUGCAACCUACGUCACAAACCUCAACGCCGCUUUGAAGGAUCAUGCAGCUGCAACUCAGACAAACGAUGUCUCGGCCUUGAUCUCUCUUCAGCAGAAGAUCCGCUUCAACGGUGGCGGUCACAUCAACCACUCUCUCUUUUGGAAAAACCUCACUCCCCCCGGCACUCCGGCUAACAAUAUUGUGACCGCGGCACCCGUUCUGCGAGAGGCUAUUCUUUCCCGCUGGGGCUCGGAGAAGGCCUUCACCGAUGCCUUUGAGGCUGCCUUGCUCGGAAUCCAGGGAAGUGGGUGGGGUUGGCUGAUUGCGAGGGGUCAGCUUUUGGAGAUUGUCACGACCAAGGAUCAGGACCCGGUGGCUGGUGGUGAUGUUCCUCUGGUCGGAGUUGACAUGUGGGAGCACGCUUUUUACCUUCAAUAUUUGAAUAACAAGGCAGGCUACUUGAAGGCUAUUUGGGAGAUCAUUAACUGGCAGGAGGCGGAGAACCGUUACACUGCUCGGACCAAGCUGUGA
This is a messenger RNA of Penicillium verhagenii, 603 nucleotides long. RefSeq names its product superoxide dismutase. The coding region runs from base 1 to 603 and encodes 200 amino acids. Lineage: Eukaryota; Fungi; Ascomycota; Eurotiomycetes; Eurotiales; Aspergillaceae. The transcript has 2 exons. The record is from RefSeq and is a predicted model, not a curated record. Gene Ontology annotation, biological process: superoxide metabolic process. Gene Ontology annotation, cellular component: mitochondrion. Gene Ontology annotation, molecular function: metal ion binding; superoxide dismutase activity.